AUGGCGAUGGCAUUUCCACAGUCACAGGAGAGGUUUAUGGACUUGCUGGAUCCUUUUGAGGAUGCGGAUGAAGAGGAGAUGGAUGAGGUCGGUGCUUUGCCCGGCUUCGGCAACACGCAGGAUGCGGGCAAGUUCUCGCGGCAGGAGUCCUCGCAUGGACCCCUGCACUGGAACACCCGAUGCAGCACAGAGCUUCAGAAAGUCAUCGACAACUUCUGCAUCGAAGAGCUGUACGAGUUAGGAUUCUCGGUGACUCUCGCAGAUCCGUCCAAGCCGGACUGCCCCCUCAUUGCCUGUAGCGCGGGCUUCACGGAGCUCACUGGCUACUCUGUACAGGAGAUCGUGGGGCGAAACUGCCGCUUCCUACUCAAUGGCGUGCCCUCCAAUCUCAUCGAUGAGGCCACCCGAGUGAAGUGUCGGGCGUUUUGUAUGUCCUCGUCAGUUGGUGAGGAGUACACAGGUGCCCCGGACAACUUGCCCGAUGGACUACAGAAGCCAUGGGUCGAACUGCCCAGGGGGGAGAUGAUCUGUGUGCAAACGAAUGCCCGGAAGUCCGGUGAAUUGUUCAGAAACAUGUUCUAUUUGAAGCAAGUGGAGCUGGACGAGACUCACUACAUCCUUGGUCUGCAGGCGGGACUGCCAGAGGAGUUCGACUUAGAUGUCGCCCUGGGCGACCUCGAGAAGAGGUGUCAGGUCGCCUUUUGCAAGCUCGAGGAGAACAUGACCCUCAUU
Molecule: messenger RNA, 732 nt
Organism: Symbiodinium sp. CCMP2456
Lineage: Eukaryota; Dinophyceae; Suessiales; Symbiodiniaceae
Source: the annotation of a GenBank genome assembly